AUGAACCAUCUCGUCGCCAUCCUUGUGCUGAUUAGUGUGGUUCCUCUAGAUGCUAAGUUAGUUUACAGAAGACCAUCACCUUGCUCACCAAGCUGUCCACACGAGAUAUUUCGCUGCAAUCCUUGCAAGUGUGAUGCACGCACAGAUCUGAGAUGCCGCCAAGGUGAAUUUUGCACUCUUGAAAGCUCAUGGCCAAAGCCAUGGCCAGAAUACGUUUAUUGGUCGUGCUACACUGCCACUAAAAACGGCUACGUUAACACUGGAAGGUGGAAUUAUGUUGAGAAUACUGUUAUAACCGACCCCUUGAACUUGUGGGGUCAGGGUUAUUUCUCUCUACGUGGAUUCUUAACUCCUGAACAGACUUAUUUCAAAUGA
This is a messenger RNA of Helobdella robusta, 375 nucleotides long. RefSeq lists its product as hypothetical. The record is from RefSeq and is a predicted model, not a curated record. The transcript is spliced from 4 exons. Lineage: Eukaryota; Metazoa; Annelida; Clitellata; Rhynchobdellida; Glossiphoniidae. The coding region runs from base 1 to 375 and encodes 124 amino acids.